Messenger RNA from Alternaria incomplexa, 2658 nucleotides. RefSeq lists its product as uncharacterized. The coding region runs from base 1 to 2658 and encodes 885 amino acids. The record is from RefSeq and is a predicted model, not a curated record. Lineage: Eukaryota; Fungi; Ascomycota; Dothideomycetes; Pleosporales; Pleosporaceae. The transcript has 2 exons. Gene Ontology annotation, cellular component: cytoplasm; mitochondrial matrix; mitochondrion. Gene Ontology annotation, molecular function: arginine binding; L-glutamate N-acetyltransferase activity, acting on acetyl-CoA as donor; N-acetyl-gamma-glutamyl-phosphate reductase (NADP+) activity. Gene Ontology annotation, biological process: L-arginine biosynthetic process.
AUGCAGAGCUUUGUACGAGCCGGCCGUGUGGCUGCCCGAUCCUCCUCCCGCGUCCUCGCCAGCCAGACGCCGCGAGCCCUCCCGCGAGCACUCGUCGCUAGCACGACUCCGAGCCGCCUAUACACCACCUCUAAGGAUGGAAGGAACUCGUCCAUCUACGCCGCCUUCCUCAACCUGCUGGCCAGUUCCAGCUCCCGCCGCGAAGUCGACCAGUACCUCGGCCAGUUCCGCUCCGUCUCGCCGCACCAGUUCGCUGUCGUCAAGGUCGGAGGCGCCAUCCUGACCGACCACCUCGAGGAGCUAUGCUUUGCCCUCCAGCAGCUGCACGCCAUCGGCCUGUACCCCAUCAUCGUCCAUGGCGCUGGCCCGCAGAUGAACCAGCUGCUGCUCGACUCGGGUGUCGAGCCCGACUUCAUUGACGGCAUACGCGUAACGGACAAGAAGACGCUGGGCAUUGCGCGCAAGCUGUUCCUCGAGGCAAACAUGGACCUGGUCAUGACGCUGAAGAGGGAUUGGGGCGUGCCCGCGCGGCCCAUCACCGCGGGUGCUCUGCAAGCCGACUACCUGGACAAGGAGAAGUGGAAGUACGUCGGAAACAUCACCACCGUCAACAAGAGGCAGAUCAUGGAUGCGCUGGAGAACAAGGAACUGCCCAUCCUGUGCUCCAUGGGCGAGACGCUCGACGGCCAGAUCCUCAACAUCAACGCCGACGUGGCUGCCGCAGCUCUGGCGCGCGAGUUCCAGCCCCUCAAGGUCAUCUACCUCUCUGAGAAGGGAGGACUCUUCAACGCCGAGUCCAAGCUCAUCCCCCACAUCAACCUGGAGGGCGAGUACGACACCUACAUGAAGCAAUCGUGGGUUAGAUACGGCACGAAGCUUAAGAUAGUGGAGGCCAAGAAGCUCCUGGACGGUCUCCCGCGCACGUCGAGUGUAGCCAUCACCCACCCCUCGAACCUCGGAAAAGAGCUGUUCACCCAUACCGGAAGCGGCACUCUUAUCCGCAACGGCGGCAGUGUGAAGGAGACCAGCAAGUUCGAGGAUUUGGACGUCCCUGCUCUGCAAGAGGCUAUCACCAAGAGCAAAGCCGCCGACGCUGCCGAUGCGGUCAACAGAUAUAUCCAGAACCUCAAGACGCGACCAUUUGAGGUCUUCCAUGAUGAUUCCAUGGGCGUCGUUGCCGUCGUUUACCCACCGACUGCCGACGGUGAGUUCGCACAGCUUUCGCACUUCAGCAUGACCAAGGAUGCCUUCCUGAACAACCUGAACGACUUGGUCUUCCAGCGCAUGAAGCAAAAGUACCCCAAGAUGUACUGGAUUGUAGACGACCAGUCGCAAAACUACGUCAAAUGGCACCUGGAGAAGACGGAUGGCUUCCUCCGCCGCGAGAAGGAAGUCUUCUGCUGGUGGGGCGCGGCUGAGUCUUCCGAGAUCUUCUCGCUCCUCGAGAACUACCAGAAGCAGGGUCGCAGCAUGCUCAAGGACAGCUUAGAUGCUCAGUUCCGACGGGCGGCCGACUUUGUUGCCAGUCUGAAGCAGGGCCAGCAGACGCGGGGCUACGCGACCGUUGCUGGCCAAUCUGCAAGGCCUCAACUUAGACAGAACAGGACUCUUCCUGCGUCGUCCCGAGGCUUCGCUACCACUGCAUCGCGCUCAAUGGAUACCACUAACCCCAACCCGCCAUACGGUAUCAAGCACAAGCACAGGGACUACCCUGCCAAGGUUGCACUGAUUGGUGCGCGAGGCUACACAGGGCAAGCUCUUAUCGAGCUGCUUAACAAGCACCCCAACAUGGACCUGCGGCAUGUAUCAUCACGUGAACUUAACGGCAAGAAGCUUGAAGGCUACUCCAAGCGACAGAUCACUUACGAGAACCUGUCACCCGAGGAUGUAAAGAAGAUGGCCGAGAACGGCGAAGUCGACUGCUGGGUCAUGGCCCUGCCCAACGGUGUGUGCAAGCCCUUCGUCGAUGCCAUCAACGAGAGCGGCAAGGAAACUCUCAUUGUCGAUCUGAGUGCCGACUACCGUUUCGACGAGAGCUGGACCUACGGACUACCAGAGACCGUUGACCGCGCCAAGAUCUCCGACGCUACACGCAUCGCCAACCCUGGAUGCUACGCCACAGCUGCUCAACUCGGCAUUGCGCCUCUGCUUGAGUUCAUCGGCGGUCAACCGACCGUCUUCGGUGUCUCAGGCUACUCCGGAGCCGGCACCAAGCCCAGCCCCAAGAACGACGUCAAGAACCUCGAAAACAACCUCAUCCCCUACAGCUUGACAGACCACAUCCACGAGAAGGAAAUCUCACGGCAGCUAGGCACUGAGGUUGCUUUCAUCCCCCACGUUGCAGUCUGGUUCCAGGGUAUUCACCACACCAUCUCCAUCCCCCUCAACCGCACAAUGACAUCCCGUGACAUCCGCAACCUCUACCAGGACCGCUACGCCGGCGAGAAGCUCGUCAAGAUUGUCGGCGAGUCCCCGCUCGUCAAGAACAUCUCUGGCAAGCACGGCGUCGAAAUCGGCGGUUUCGCCGUUCACAGCUCAGGCAAGCGCGUCGUCGUUAACGCUACGAUUGAUAACUUGCUCAAGGGCGCUGCGACGCAGUGCUUGCAGAACAUGAAUUUGGCGUUGGGCUACGGUGAGUAUGAUGGUAUUCCGUACUAG